Messenger RNA from Ostrinia furnacalis (Asian corn borer), 3509 nucleotides. RefSeq names its product Synaptotagmin 14 (gene Syt14). Gene Ontology annotation, molecular function: phospholipid binding. The transcript has 13 exons. The record is from RefSeq and is a predicted model, not a curated record. Bases 240 to 2318 code for a protein of 692 amino acids. NCBI's taxonomy places the organism in Eukaryota, Metazoa, Arthropoda, Insecta, Lepidoptera, Crambidae.
UAGCUUUGUCCUAUACGUAUAACAAUUAUAGCCAGCCCCUCACAGGUCCUUCGUCCUAUAGCUGCAAAGAUACCUCCACACACCCCGCCGUGCCCCUAAGCGACGGCGCAUGCGUGGCUUUGACAGUAGCACCUUGCCAACACAGCCCGAUCCCUAAACGUCGCAAAACCAACUACAUUGUGAAGAAAGGGGACCAUGAAUCCCUAAAGAUGAUGUCUGGGGAAGCGGACUGAUCGAGAAUGGUAGCCAACAUUGGCGUAAUCAACCCUUCUAAUGUGGAGGCGACGGCAUACAUAAGCGCGGUAGCGGCGUUCGCGGCGGUGGUUCUCGUGGUGUUGCUAUUCCUGGGCCGGCGCUGGUGCUCGUCCGCCGUCUUCGGCCGCAAGUGCUGCGAUGACAUCCUCGCCGUGAGCCCGCGCGUCGUGGCCCCGGCCAUCCCUCUCGACAAUGCUCAGUUUGAUGCUUUGUCGAAACCGAUCCAUUACCCUGAACGAAUAUUCACGUUCGAAGCCUCCGACUCUGACGACGAGCUGCGUUUGCGCAUACAACAGGAUAAAGAGGAGGUGGAAUGCCAUUACGAGGAGAAGAAUGAGAACCUGGCACCGGCCAAGUGUGACGUGGAGCUCGUGGAGACUGCCCUGAGGGAGACCACGAUCCGGGAGACCAGGAUCGAUGACGUCACGCCGCAGCGGGCUGAGUACAUCCACACGCUGGAAGCGCAGAGCAGCAUUGAUAGCGAUGUCAUCGCACAUAAUGACACAUCACUGCUCUGCGGCGAGGCUGGCGGCGGCCCGUCCGAGCGCGGGCUGGUGGAGCUUACCCUGCUAUACGACGCGCCCGUGCGGACCAUGACGGUGCAUAUGCUUCAGGCACGCGGCUUGCCUCCUAGGACCACGGGGCAGAUGCUGCAGACACAGGUUCGGAUAGUCUUAUUGCCACUGAAGAAGCAGAAAUUCAAAUCUAAAAUUCGUAAUGGCGAAAACCCGCAAUACAUGGAAAGCUUCGUGCUGCAUAAAAUCAAUCCAGAGGAUGUCCACGGCUUGGGACUCCGCAUCCGCAUUUACGGAUGCGAGCGGAUGCGGAGGCAGCGACUCGUGGGCGAGGCGGCCGUCAGCUUCGCGGCACUCAACUUCGAGCUCGAAAACAGUCUUUGGCUGCAGCUGAUGCCUAGACAGCACCACCAGCCCACACUACAGCUCCCAAAGCUGGAACUCAACCACUCCAUGUCCGGAGUCCUGGCCAGCCCCUCCUCCAUCGCCACAGUGACGACGCCCAGCGGCGCGGGCGGCGAAGCGUGCAGCCUGGCGCGCUCGGACUCCGCCUCGUCGUGCUGCAGCACGCGCUCGGCGCCCGAGCUGCUACUGGGGCUCCAGUAUAGCCCCACCACUGGCCAUCUGUCCGUCGAGGUCAGUUAUAGACCUUUCCAGAGCUAUAAGCCAUCCAAUGCCAGGAGUCUUUACCAGUCUAUCGUCCAUAGCUACGGUGACGACCCCCGAGCUGCUGUUGUAUUGAGUAGAGAACCGGCUAUCCUCGCCACGGUGACGACUCCCAGCGGCGCGGGCGGCGAAGCGUGCAGCCUGGCGCGCUCGGACUCCGCCUCGUCGUGCUGCAGCACGCGCUCGGCGCCCGAGCUGCUACUGGGGCUCCAGUAUAGCCCCACCACUGGCCAUCUGUCCGUCGAGGUCAGUUAUAGACCUUUCCAGAGCUAUAAGACAUCCAAUGCCAGGAGUCUUUGCCAGUCUAUCGUCCAUAGCUACGGUGACGACCCCCGAGUUGCUGCUGAAUUGAGAGACCCGGCUAUCAUCGCCACAGUGACGACGCCCAGCGGCGCGGGUGGCGAAGCGUGCAGCCUGGCGCGCUCGGACUCCGCCUCGUCGUGCUGCAGCACGCGCUCGGCGCCCGAGCUGCUACUGGGGCUCCAGUAUAGCCCCACCACUGGCCAUCUGUCUGUCGAGAUAAUAAAAGGCACGCACUUCCGCAAGCUGUCGCCCAACAAGGCACCAGAUACAUACGUGAAGCUCUGCCUCAUCAGUUCCCUGGGCAUGGAGAUGGGCCGCUGCAAGUCCACCACGCGCCGAGCGCACUCCAACCCGCUUUAUAAGGAGCUCUUUAUAUUCCAGGUGGCUCUGUUCCAACUGACGGAGGUGACGCUGAUGGUGUCGGUGUGGUGGCGGCGCAGCGUCAAGCGCAACGAGAUGGUGGGCUGGUUCUCGCUGGGCCACAGCCCCUCGGGCCGCGAGGAGCAGCGCCACUGGCAGGAGCUGUGCGAGCGCCAGGGCGAGCAGGUGCAACGUUGGCACGUGCUCCUGGACUCCUGACGGUCGCUGACCUAGCGCGAGGACGAAGCGCUGGUCUGAGCUACUCUUGUCGCCCCCGGGCCCGUCCGGACGCUCGUCCGGGCCCCGGCGCCGGACACCUUCGUCCGGGCCGGACGCCGCGCGAGCGGAGACGCCGAUCCUCGCCUGUGCCGGGACUGCGUCAGCCCGCGCGGAUUCCUCCGAACUUUUUAAACGACCGGAAUUCAUAUUUAAGAUUUUGUACUUUGUAGCACCGAUAUACUACCUGCACUUCCAUCGAACGAUUUCCAUUUUGUACUCGUUAGAAAAUUGACGCCUUACUCGUGGGAUACGAUCGCGGUAACGCGACGUCCGAUUCGUGGAAUUUCGACUUGUUUUAUUCGAGAAAUCUUUUCGAGUUAGAUGUUGUAACACGUGCGUGUCGCUUUGAUUGUCGCGCACAUCGGUGCUCGCCGUCACGAGUUUAGUGUGUAUUUGUCAGUGAGAUGUUUUAACGAAUAAGAAAAUUCGAUGUUUUGGGGAGCACGCACAUUUCUGACUGAAUGAGAAUUUCGAUAUUAUAAAUGAUAUUAGUGUUAGGGUUUGGGACAAACGGCUAUCGUACAGUUGUAAACGCAGAAGUCUAACUUUCUAUGUUAAAGUAGGUGACGUAUAAAAUGCGUUCAAAGGAAUUGUAAUUUUCGUGUAGUACCGGCUACUGCCGAUGUUUAUUUAAGGGAUAUUCCUGACGCUUGUCGUAAUAUUAGAUGAUAUAAAUAUUGCUGAUUUGGUUUGGACAUGUUUGAAUGUAAAUGUUUUGUAAAUGUAUUUAUACUGAUGAUGAAGACUUGGAGCGCACAAUACUUGUGAGAUAGAAUUAUGUUUAGAAUCUAGAUGAAUAUUUAUUAAAAAUUGAUAUUAGAUAUUUAUACAAUUAUCGAAACUAUUCUAUUAGGGUGUCUAAUUUUUUUUCCAUGUACGCGUUUACAUCUAUUACUAAGAUUUUGUCUACAUUCAUAUUAUAUUACAGAUAUUUAUAACUAUGAAAUUGUUGAUAAAAAAAUGAAAAUCCAAAAAAAUACUAAUAUGCCAGUACUUAUGUAUUCAUGACUUACAAUCAUUUAUGCAAUUGAGUUCAAGUAUAAUUAAUUAACAUAAACAUUCAACCUUUUUCAGACAAAAAUGCAACUCAAUGUAUGUGAAGCUUCGAAAGCCUGUGUUUAGUAUAUUAUG